Molecule: messenger RNA, 1338 nt
Organism: Emericellopsis cladophorae
Lineage: Eukaryota; Fungi; Ascomycota; Sordariomycetes; Hypocreales; Bionectriaceae
Exons: 3
Coding region: 1-1338 (445 amino acids)
Source: RefSeq, a predicted model, not a curated record
AUGAAAAUCAAUCAGCUCCCUCUCGAGGUCGUCGCAAACAUCCUGAGCAGCCUCGAGAGUCUCACGGAGCUCACAGAGGCCAUUUUAGCCUGCCGGCACUUUUACGCGGCCUUCCUGGAAAACCCUCACAUACCCGGCACCAUCGUCUACUCGACCUUUGACAAUGGCGAGGUCCUACCCCUCGCCGUCGCGGCGCUGCGGACGGGCAAGCUAGGCACGCGUUUUGUUCAUAGCGACGAGGUGCUGCGGUUCGUCGAUGACCUGCGCGUGCCUAGACACCUGGACCGGGAGCUUCGCUCGAUGCGACUGCAUGAGCUGUACGACUUGCACGAUCUGACGGAUGCCGUGACGGAGGCCGCCUUUGACUGGGCAAAUCUUGCGUGGCACAACUACGAGGAGGACCACAACUGCGAUUUUGGGCUGUCCCUGGCCGAGGCCGCUCGGUUCUGCCGCGUGCUGUAUCGCACAGAGAUUUUCCUCAGGGUCUUCCGGGUGGACGACGCCUUGGACGAGGACGCCAAAGGGCGUGUCGAGCUGGAGGGCCAGCUGUGGCUCUUGAAGAGCUUUUGCAUGUUUGAGAUUGAGCAGAUUGCCUGUGCGCACGACUACAUGGAAUCGAGAAUCGUUUUCGCAUCUCGUUUCAUCCUCGCCCACGACAUUGAGGCUGGCGCCAUGCACAUUGACUACCUAACACUGGGAGAGAAUCCUCUGCGACAAAAAUGGAUCACCCGUGGCUGCGUGUGGCUAGCGAAGCUUAUACGCUUAAAGAAAGACGUGGCAGCAAGAAGGGACCUACUGGCGAAGAGUCUCGACGGAGAAGAUGCACACCUUUAUGGUGCCCUGUGGAGACUCAAGGAGCUUUAUCGAGGCCCGAACAGCAAGUUGAAGCUGUGCCCCAAGCAACCUCGCCAAGUCAUCGACAACGACCCGGGGCCUCCCAGCGCCUUUGACUACGCGCACGCAAACACCGAUAUUGACCUCACAGUGGACAUUGGGCCCAACGGCGAGACACCCGACUAUCCCAUCCUCGUGACGUUUGCGCACGACGACUCGGGUCUCCGUGAGCAAGCGUACGUCAUGUGGGAUCUGAGCAGGAUCAAGGACUGGGACCUGUUCCACGAGAUGGAGAUUGUGCCCAGCGCAUCACGCGCGGCGCCCGAGCCCGGGUGGUACACGCAGAUGAGGCGGUCCUGGGCGGCGAGGCGGAAGCUGUACGAGCAGGGCGAGAGGGGCACCUGGAGACUGGAAAGGCCGUGGAGUGACGUGUCCGCAUUAGACGAGGCGGUUGCUUCUGAGGAGCUCUGGUAUACCAUGAGCGCCUUUGAGGGACGGCAUUGA